AUGCGUGUUCUUUCUUCCCUGAUGGGUGGUGCCCUCGCUAUAGCUUCCAUGGUUUCGUCCACCAGUAUCUUGAUCCCACUUUACGUCUGGCCUGAGGACGACUCUACCUGGGGCCCGGUCUACAAUGCCGCUGCUGCGCAUCCCAACAUCCAGUUCCAGGUGAUUAUCAAUCCUUCCAGCGGUCCCGGGAGUUCAGGUAAAAGCCAUCCUCCAAUCAAGAGCACAUGGUUUAAGCAUCUGACUUUACGGUAUUCAGAGUACCCUGACGAGAGUUAUAUCUCCGCCGUUGCUAAGCUAAACAACUAUUCGAACGUGCAAACCCUGGGUUAUGUCGACACUCAAUUCACUACCCGCGACGUUUCCGAUGUUGAGAACGAUGUCUCCAUCUACCAAGGCUGGUCCUCAUACAAGAACAGCAAUAUCACCAUCUCGGGCAUAUUCUUCGACGACGCUCCGAACGAGAACAAUGAGGCGAAGAUCUCCUACAUGCAGCAAAUCUCCAGCACGGCCAAAUCAAGCAACAUGCGGUUCGUGGUCUUCAACCCCGGCACUACUCUCCAAUCCGGCUCCGCGAAAGGAUACUUCGACGCGGCGGAUCUGAUUGUCGAGUUUGAAAAUACGUACUCGACCUGGAUCUCGUCUACUCCAGCCGAUCAUUUCUCCGGGAAAGCUGAUUACUCCAAAGAUGCUAUCAUUCUGUACAAUGCCCCACUCGCCGCCGACUACGAUGCUGUUGUGAAAGAAGCUACCCAGAUGGGGUUGGGCGCUGCUUAUCUGACCAAUGACGAUGAUUAUUCUUCUGUGGCUAGUGUUCAGAAGGUCAUCCAGGCCUUUGUCGAUGCAGCGUAA
Messenger RNA from Penicillium chermesinum, 849 nucleotides. Its product is annotated as spherulation-specific family 4 protein. The transcript has a single exon. The record is from RefSeq and is a predicted model, not a curated record. The coding region runs from base 1 to 849 and encodes 282 amino acids. NCBI's taxonomy places the organism in Eukaryota, Fungi, Ascomycota, Eurotiomycetes, Eurotiales, Aspergillaceae.